GAAUGAGGAGCUUGUCCUGACUCCUGAGGAUCUCUCUCUCUAUCUAUACCUGCCUGUCCUCUUCUGCUCUGGCAACCUUUAUUACAGUUUGGUCUUUUUGCUGAGAGAUUCAAAUUCGGAUACACUCCUCAACGGUAAAAUAUGGGAGGGGAUACAAGGCAAGGAAACAAGGAAAAUACCAUACCAUCCCCCUAUCCCUAUUCCCUAUUAUUACUUGUUUUAUUUUAUUACUAGUAUUUUCCUAUUCUUGCAGCAAUCCUCCUGUCUUCUUCUUCUUCUUCUUCCUUCUUGUUGAGGUUGAGAGGGGUGCGCAGUGUAGUGUAGUGGGGAUCAGCUCUGCUCUCCCUCAUCUCGUCUCAUCAAUUCAUACUCACUCAGUCUGAGUCUCCACGUGAGAUGAGAUGAGAUCUGUAUCUUAUUAUCAUUACCAUUAUUAUUAUUAUUAUUAUUAUUUUACAUAUUUCUCUCUCUUUUCCCUUACUUACGUAUAGAUGCAGAUAUAGAUCUUACCACUACUGUCAUCGAUCUUCUCGUUUCCCCCCAAUAUUCUCAAUCUCACCGUGCCCUCGCCGCCGCCGCCGCCUCAUUCUCGACUUCGAUUUGUGGGCCUAUCCCACCAAAUCAACCAAUCUCAUCUAUGUACUAACCACCCAUCCGUCCGAGAAACACGCAUCCUGGAUAGAUCUUAGAAGUCCAAUUUCAACCACUUUGCCUGCUUCCUUCCCCGGCCUUCUAUGGGCUCUUCGCAAUCUGCUCGAGUCCCUUCCGAAGAUGACCACCUGGAAGCCGAAGACGACGAAGAAGGUGAAGAAGAAGAAGAAGUAGAAGAAGAUGGCGAUGAUAUUGUGGAGGCUCGGCACAAUAUCGACGCCACCGAUCACGCGCGCGUUAAGAAAAUUCUUCAGCAGGAGCCUGAAAUGCUGCCGUGCCACGCCUCCGCCUCACCGCUCUCCCCUCAGCUCUCCACUUACAGCACCCCGCGCAUGGGCCCUUCCAUCAAGGUCUGGGACCCUUACAAUGUCCUCGCCCCACCUCCGCACUUCCACCGCUCCCUCUCAGCUUCCUCUGCGCCUGCCGCUGCCCCAGCCCCAGCCCCAGGCGACGACGAUACUGAGGUUUACUUGAUUAGCCACGGCGAGUGCCAUAUGAAUUUGAGGCCUGAUUUGAUCGGUGGCCGCUGCCACGAUGCUGCGCUGACUCCCAAUGGGAAACGCCAGGCUCGAGCGCUUGCGGUGUUUUUGAAGUCUCAGGGAGUCAGGUUCAAUGCUGUUUACACCUCCCCUUUGGAUCGUGUUCGCGCCACCGCUCAAGCUGUAUGCCAGGAAUUGAAUUUCUCAGAGGAACAUAUACAAUCUGCAGAUGCCCUUGUGGAGAUGAGCCAAGGGCACUGGGAAGGAUGCCAUAGGUCAGAAAUUUUAACGCCUGACAUGAUGUGUUUAAUGGAGAAUUUUCAGCCUGAUUUUUCUGCACCAUCUGGAGAAUCGCUGAGGGAGGUAGAGUUCCGGAUGGUACAGUUCUUGCACGGUACGGUCAUGGCGUUUCCACACAAACUUAGAUCUGAUUUCUCUCCGCCAGAUCCUAGCGACAACCCGGCAGUUUUUCCAAAUCGCACUUCUCAUGGUCUUGACAAUUUGAUUCAUGACCAAGAUGGAAUACCAUCCCACUGGGAGUUACUACAGCAACAUAGGAACCGGCAAGGGCAAGGGCAAGGGCAAGGGCUUUUGCGGAAGAAGUCUGGUAAAAGUAGACUCCAGAUAGUGACAAGCACUGGAGAUCAUGAGGCGGCUGAUGAUGGAAUGUCUCCACGGCUGCACAAUAACCCGGGGGAGUUAGUUGGCAGCAUAAGUUUACACAUGAGAAGCAUGUCAUCAUCAUCUUCUUCUUCUUCUUCUUGUGUCGGGGUCUUCACCCAUACAACACCAAUUAAAUGUCUGGUGACUGGCCUCCUAGGAUGCAGUCCGGCAAUGUCUCAGAAGAUCUGCAUAGAAGAUUCUUCGGUCACUGUGCUCCAGCAUUCAUGGAAAGUGGGCUGGCAAAUAAAGAGGCUGAACGAUACGUCGCAUCUCAGGCUCCUUUAGCAGCAUUAUUAUCAUGUUGCACUUGCACUUGCACUUGCUUGCUGUACCCAUUGAGUUAUGAUCUACAAUAUGUUAUAUGGAGGAGGGGCUAGACAUCUGAUCUGGCUUGGUCUUGACUCCAUCUCCAAUUUGGGAGGAUAUUGUUUAAAUUGUUGUGGGAUCCGAUCCAGUUUUGCCAUAUUUGAAAUAGUAAUAUGAAGGUGGUGGUGAUUCUUUCUUU
Molecule: messenger RNA, 2298 nt
Organism: Andrographis paniculata
Lineage: Eukaryota; Viridiplantae; Streptophyta; Magnoliopsida; Lamiales; Acanthaceae
Exons: 2
Coding region: 735-2078 (447 amino acids)
Source: RefSeq, a predicted model, not a curated record